UUUAAUUCUUACUGUUAGUAAAGUACUUUCAAGUUGAUAAACAUAAAGUGUUAACCAGUUCAAUGACUGACCCUGGACAGAAAUAUGUAGUGCUGACUGUGAGAAAAAAUCAGCUCAGGUAUCUUAUAACAACUAUAGGAGCAUGACACAACUCCCAGCACAGCUGACUCCCUCUAUGUAGCUUAGCCCAAAAUUAUUUCUUGAUUGGCACUUCUGGUGUUGAGGUGGAUCCUACUGCUACCACAGCUGUUCCUACUACAGUUAUCAUUACUUUGACUUCAGUGGCUUUGGGUCCACAGUUGUUGGAGGACAGUGUUACAGCCUCAAUUCGCUGGGAGUUGGCCACAUUCAUGCAGACCCCUGCUCUAUCUGUGGAUUAUUCUCUCAUACCUUGUUUAGGGGUAUCUGAAUGAAAGGAUGGAGAUUUUGACAGCCUGGUUUCUCCCCCUUCCUAUGCCACUCAGUCACAUUUAGCUCCAGUGGAAGUGCCCAGGCCUUCUCCUCCUUUCCUGGAUUUAAUACACUAGAGGCAACAGCAUGUAUUGAUCAGGCUGGUGGAGUUCAAAAUAUUAAACUAGUUUAGAACAGACAUUUUAGACCCUGGAAACAAAAUGGCAGCAAUUUUUACCAGAUUUAAGAAAAAACCUUCAACUGAAGAGAUACUGGUGAAAUUGGAAAAGGACAUCAACAGAACUUUAGAGUACAAAAGGACUACAGAGCAAACACGGAAGCAUCUCAUCGGAUCUCUAAUCCUUUACUCUGUUUUCCUGUAUGUUAUAGUUGCUGUUGUCUUUUAUUUCUGGUAUUUUCCCAAUACAUUACUGGAUGGGCUUGUGCAUUCUUUACCCCUCUUUAUUUUUCCUCUUCUAAAAGUGAGGAAAAAAUUCCUGCUUCUGGUCGAAAAGGAUCAUAUCUCCAGAGAUGGAGUUGCGUCGUAGGUCAGCUGCUUCAAGAGGAAUUUCCACAGUCUCCCAUCCAAGAUUAAGUGCUGUUAGGCCUAGUUACCCUGCUAUACAAAUGUACAGUCCGUACUCUACCUUUAUAAAUAUGCCUCAUCAGAAUAGACAGU
Limulus polyphemus (Atlantic horseshoe crab) is the source of this 1069-nucleotide messenger RNA. RefSeq names its product protein lunapark-like. The record is from RefSeq and is a predicted model, not a curated record. Lineage: Eukaryota; Metazoa; Arthropoda; Merostomata; Xiphosura; Limulidae. The coding region runs from base 612 to 938 and encodes 108 amino acids. The transcript is spliced from 9 exons.